Mustela erminea (ermine) is the source of this 2120-nucleotide messenger RNA. It is a transcript of the gene COG8, whose product is annotated as component of oligomeric golgi complex 8. The coding region runs from base 98 to 1966 and encodes 622 amino acids. Gene Ontology annotation, cellular component: COG complex. The record is from RefSeq and is a predicted model, not a curated record. The transcript has 6 exons. NCBI's taxonomy places the organism in Eukaryota, Metazoa, Chordata, Mammalia, Carnivora, Mustelidae. Gene Ontology annotation, biological process: intra-Golgi vesicle-mediated transport.
CAAGCGGGCCGGAUACGAACCCCCAGCUGCUUCCGGUCCUGGAUUCCGAGCCAGCGCCCUCGCAGGGCCGGAGGAGAAGUGACGCUGCUGCUGGAAGAUGGCGGCGACGGCGACGGUCGCUUCGUCAACCACGGAGCCUGCCACAACGACGGCCACUGCCGCAGCUCUCGGGGAAGUGGAGGAUGAAGGGCUCCUGGCAUCGCUGUUCCGAGACCGUUUCCCCGAGGCCCAGUGGCGGGAGCGGCCCGACGUGGGCCGCUACCUCCGGGAGCUGAGCGGCUCCGGGCUGGAGCGGCUGAGACGCGAGCCCGAGCGCUUGGCGGAAGAGCGAGCGCAGCUGCUGCAGCAGACGCGCGACUUGGCCUUUGCCAACUACAAGACCUUCAUCCGAGGCGCCGAGUGCACCGAGCGCAUCCACCGCCUCUUUGGCGACGUGGAGGCGUCGCUCGGCCGCCUGCUCGACCGCUUGCCCAGCUUCCAGCAGAGCUGCAGGAACUUUGUUAAAGAGGCUGAGGAGAUCAGCUCCAACCGCCGGAUGAACACCCUGACUCUAAACCGGCACACAGAAAUCCUGGAAAUCCUGGAGAUUCCUCAGCUAAUGGACACCUGUGUCCGGAACAGCUAUUAUGAAGAGGCCUUGGAGCUUGCAGCCUAUGUACGCCGACUGGAAAGGAAAUAUUCCUCCAUCCCUGUCAUCCAGGGCAUCGUGAACGAAGUGCGCCAGUCCAUGCAGCUGAUGCUGAGCCAGCUGAUCCAGCAACUAAGAACCAACAUCCAGCUCCCCGCCUGCCUCCGUGUCAUUAGCUUCCUCCGGUGCAUGGAUAUCUUCACUGAGGCUGAGUUGAGGGUGAAGUUUCUUCAGGCCCGAGAUGCUUGGCUCCGUUCCAUUCUGACUGCCAUCCCCAAUGACGAUCCCUAUUUCCACAUCACAAAAACCAUUGAGGCCUGCCGUGUCCAUCUGUUCGAUAUCAUCACCCAGUACCGUGCCAUAUUCUCUGAUGAGGACCCACUGUUGCCCCCUGCCAUGGGUGAGCACACUAUAAACGAGAGUGCCAUCUUCUAUGGCUGGGUGCUACAGAGAGUCUCACAGUUCCUGCAGGUGCUGGAGACCGACCUUUACCGGGGGAUUGGUGGUCGUCUAGAUUCUCUGCUGGGUCAGUGCAUGUACUUUGGGCUGUCCUUCAGCCGGGUCGGGGUUGAUUUCCGGGGCCAGUUGGCUCCUGUUUUCCAGCGGGUGGCCAUCAGCACUUUCCAGAAGGCAAUUCAGGAAGCAGUGGAGAAGUUCGAGGAUGAAAUGAAUUCCUACACCCUCAUCUCAGCUCCAACCAUCCUGGGCAGCAGUAACCUGCCUGCUGCUGUGCCAGUCACUCAGCCGGGGACCCUGCAGCCACCCAUGGUACUCUUGGAUUUCCCCCCACUUGCCUGCUUCCUCAACAAUAUUCUGGUUGCCUUCAAUGAUCUGCGCCUCUGCUGCCCUGUGGCCCUGGCACAGGAAGUGACUAGGGCCCUGGAGGACGCUCUUGUCAAGGUAACCAAAACAAUCCUGGCCUUCCAUCGCGCAGAAGAGGCUGCUUUCAGCAGUGGGGAGCAAGAGCUCUUUGUCCAGUUCUGCACUGUCUUCCUGGAAGACCUUGUUCCUUAUUUAAAUCGCUGUCUCCAAGUCCUUUUUCCACCAGCUCAGAUAGCACAGACCUUAGGCAUUCCACCCACUCAGCUCUCCAAGUACGGAAACCUUGGGCAUGUGAACAUCGGCCUCGUCCAGGAGCCUCUUGCCUUCCUCCUGCCGAAGAGAGAGCUGGUCCUCUGUCUGGAUGACAAGGAGCUGGCGCCGGAGCUCGCAGCUCCAGCACCCGCCGCCGAGGAGUCAGGCAUGGAACCCGCCGCUGCAGCUUGCCCUGAGGAUGCGCAGGAGCAGGCGGACUCCGCUGAGGCGCCGCCGGCUGAGGUCCCUGGUGCGGACACCUAACGGGCGGGGCGGCCAGCGCUUCCUGCCGCGCCCGCGGAGAGGGCUGGACCCCAAAGGGGAGCAGGUCGUGUGGCAGGCGAGCGGAUGGGCAGCCCGAAUCAUCCAGCACGAGAUGGACCACUUGCAGGGCUGCCUGUUCAUUGACAAAAUGGAC